CACAAUUGCUAUCUCUUUCAAUGCUGGCAUUUGCCACAUCAUUAGUCCAUCAGUUCACUGCUGUUUGAGUCACCUUAAGGAUUGGAUCUACCGUUUGACUGAUUUUUGACAAAACAAAAUGAGGAUACUUUUGGUGAUAUCGUUGGUCAUCAUCUCAUUGGCCUCAUUCCAUGUUGUCUGUGGAAUUCAAGGCCCGGGUGGACAACAACAACAACAACAGGCAAUUCAAUCUCCCGUUUCGAAACCGGCACCCAUUUCACCACUCUUUGCAAAACGAAAUGUUACUGACAAUUCUGGGUCAUCUUUGACCGCUAACGACACAUCCAAUGGCAUUAAUCUUCGAAAUAUAGAAGGAAUUUACAACACUAAUAAUUCCGGUUAUGGUGUCCCGGGUACUAACUAUGGAACCGGUAAUACAUAUGGCAAUAGCAAUCCUUACAGUUCCGGUGGUUAUGGGGAUAACGGAAACCCUUAUGGUAAUACCGGUACAUACAACUCUUAUGGAACAAAUAGUGGGAACCCAUACAAUAGUGCCGGAUAUACUAACCCCGGUGGUCCAGUUCAAUAUACUGGUUAUACUGGAGGUUAUAACACUAAUAGUUACAAUACUGGCGGAUAUAGUAAUCCAACUUCUUCUCAACCAAACACAUACUCUGGAGGUUAUGGUAUUCAAACCGGAGGCUAUACUCCCCAGACUGGAAGCUAUGUUCCUCAGACUGGAGGUUAUACUUCACAAACUGGAGGCUACACUCCCCAGACUGGAGGUUACAAUUCAGUAGGCUAUGGAACUACAGGUACUUAUUCAACACCAAAUACUUAUGGCACACCUGGAAACAGUUACGGAACCUCAAACACUGGAGGCUAUAGUAAUGAUUACUCAACGGGUAUGACUGGUAUGACCUCAAGCAACUAUAACAAUGCUAACCCUGGAUAUGGAUAUUCAAACCAGAAUACUGGUUACACCAAUACUGGCGGAUAUACUAACAAUCCUUAUGGAAGUACUCCCGGAACGUAUGGAAAUACCCCAACAUAUGGGAACACUAACUCAUACACCCCUAACACUGGAUACGGCACUUACAGUAGCAAUCCAGUACAAACAUAUACUGGUCAAAUUGGCUACAAUACUAAUCCCGGAUAUGGCACCAAUACACCAUCAUAUAACUCUCCGGGUACCGGUUAUAAUACUGGUAGUUAUAACAGCUAUGGAGCGGGAAAUCCUGGCAAUGCACCAAAUUACAAUACAAAUACGGGCGGUUAUUCUAGCAACCCUGGUUACACCUCUGGCUAUACUGGUACUACUGGUACUACUGGUACUACUGGUACUACUGGCUAUGCUGGUACUACUGGCUAUACUGGUACUACUGGCUAUAAUACCGGCUAUACAAACACUAAUUACAACAAUCCCACCGGAUAUUAAAUACUAUAACUAAUUAAUAUUUUUUAUUAUUCCUAAAUUUUUAAUUUUCUAAUAUAUU
This is a messenger RNA of Oppia nitens, 1475 nucleotides long. RefSeq lists its product as uncharacterized. NCBI's taxonomy places the organism in Eukaryota, Metazoa, Arthropoda, Arachnida, Sarcoptiformes, Oppiidae. The coding region runs from base 119 to 1417 and encodes 432 amino acids. The record is from RefSeq and is a predicted model, not a curated record. The transcript is spliced from 4 exons.